Molecule: messenger RNA, 432 nt
Organism: Gongylonema pulchrum
Lineage: Eukaryota; Metazoa; Nematoda; Chromadorea; Rhabditida; Gongylonematidae
Source: the annotation of a GenBank genome assembly
AUGGAUACAGUAGCACCGGUACCAGGUCCCAGCACAAUUGCUCGAAUAAAAAACAAAAAUAAAAAAGUGACUGAAAAACAAGACAAACAAGAGGAGAAGCUAUCACAAUCAGCACCAGCAGCAGUAUCAUCACCCACAGCACUAGCAGCAACACCAUCGUCACCAAAGUCUCCGUCCACACCACCAAACCCAGCAGAACCAGCCGCAACAAAUGCAUCAAUACAGGAGUAUGGAACAGCAAUGGCGCCUGGAGCACCUGGAGCAGUGGUGCCUGCUGUACCUGCAACACUGACGGAACUUUUCAAGAAAAGGAAGGGAAAACAGCAAGAUAAAGUAACUAAAAGCAUUUUAGAGACAUUCAAAAAAAAUGCAGUUCGUGAGACAAAUGGGACAGGGACUGAGGAAUUGUGUGGAAAGAGGGAAGAAAAGUGA